This is a messenger RNA of Biomphalaria glabrata, 5334 nucleotides long. RefSeq names its product alkaline ceramidase 3-like. Gene Ontology annotation, biological process: ceramide metabolic process; phytosphingosine biosynthetic process. Gene Ontology annotation, cellular component: endoplasmic reticulum membrane. Bases 328 to 1131 code for a protein of 267 amino acids. The record is from RefSeq and is a predicted model, not a curated record. The transcript is spliced from 10 exons. NCBI's taxonomy places the organism in Eukaryota, Metazoa, Mollusca, Gastropoda, Planorbidae.
UAGUUCAAAGUCGCAAUCGAUAUCAUUUACGUUACCGUCGAUAAAAAAAAAAACAGCUCGUUAUGUCAAUAUUCUCAUGGUCCUGCAAGGACAGAUAGAGCAUGGCGACUUAUUGAGCGUGACCGAUUUAGAAUCUACAAGCCUAAACGAAUCACGCUGACCUAGAUAUUUUUCAAGGUGCUCUGGAUUUGUUUUUACUUCCGUUUUAUAACAAAGCGAAAUAGAAAGUAGAGAUCGGCAACGCAAAGCCUGUGUUGAUAAACUAUUAAUUUUAUCUAGCUUUAGACGCCUAGAUCUAUUUCCAAUUUUCAGACAAAAUAAAACAACAUGCCUCCCUUAGCAGACGGAUUCUGGGGGAAAGAGACUUCUACGCUGGACUGGUGUGAGGAGAAUUAUGUUGUCAGCUAUUAUGUUGCAGAAUUUUGGAAUACCGUGUCAAAUGUAAUUAUGAUCUUUGCUCCAUUUGUCAUGGUGUUUGUUGGCUACACUGAGAAACAUGAAAAGCGUUUCCUCUAUAGUUUUUUGGCAUUAACAGUGGUUGGAACAGGUUCCUGGUUUUUUCACAUGACUUUGAAAUACAGCAUGCAGUUGAUGGACGAGCUACCAAUGAUCUGGGGAACAAGUUUCUUGGUUUAUUCUUUAUACAUGAUGGAUAGUAAACCAAAUGAAGAGUGUCUACCUUUGAGAAACGGUCUCAUUAUUUAUAGCAUUGUAGUUACUUUAGUGUACAUUCUGGUCAAAGAUCCAAUCUUCCAUCAAGUGGCCUAUGGUCUAAUGGUGGCAAGUAUCAUCAUAAUGGCCAGUCGAAUAUUAUUAACCAUCAAGUGUAGUAGAAAGCUGUAUUUGACCAGCCUUUUCACUUAUGGCCUGGGAUUCUUUUUGUGGAAUGUAGACAAUGUGUUUUGUUCACAUCUGAGAUCAAUAAGGUCACAUCCUGUUGGCCAGGUGUCUGGAAUGCUGUUUGAAUGCCAUGCCUGGUGGCACAUUUUUGCUGGCACAGGAACUUAUCUCUCGCUGUUAUUUGGUGUUCAUACACGCUAUGUAUUCCUUAACGAGAACCCAAGAGUUAAGUUUCUUUUGGGUUGUUGGCCGUAUGUAUCUAUACGAGAUGAUGGCUUUAAGUUGCGCUAGAUAACGUCCUCACAUACAGCUGCCAAGACAAAAGAUUUAGUUGUUACUUUGCCUGCCAAUUAACUUAAAAGUAUUUAUUUUUUAUCAUUAUGCUCCUUGUGAUCCGCAGUUCAUUUUAGUGUAAAUGUGAAUCAGUUUUAUUGCUGUAGAAUUCAAUUUCAUUGUAAUAUUUAUUGUGGCUUAACAUUUCAUGUCAAACAUGUCAUGUCACAUAUUUUUGCCCAUUAUAUUGUAAUCAUCAGUUGUUGUUUUAAAUUCAAUUACUAUUAAUUGCUAAAUAGAAACCUAUCCAUCUUUUAAAAAAACCCUUGUUAAAAGUCAAUUGAGCAUUAGGUCUAAGAAAAAUGUUUCAUUCAGGUCCCUUUCUGUUCUUGCUUCUGUAAAUUUCUAUUUGCCUGCUGUGUGUUUUUUUGUUUUUACAUUUUUAAUUUAUUUUUAUUCUUGUGGAAUUUCUGUUGUAUCCCUAUUAGCUUCACCUGUCUUGUACAUCGUUCUGUAAGUCCAGUGUCCAGUCUGGCUGUUUUUCAAAAGUGAUAACUGGAAAUGGCAAACAUCUCAUUUUAGAUUAGUCUAAACUGCUUCUUAGUUUCUUCCACAAGACCUCUUAUUCUCAGGCAAUAGUUUGUAGCUAGAGUUUUUACUCUUAUGACUCAUCAGCAUGUUGCAGGGGCUGCUGGCCUAUGUUCGGGCCCACCAUCUCAUCUGUGAAGGUGCUUUGUGGGCUGCCCACCUUACUAAUACCAACAUUGGACUUGUCCAUGCAUCUGUUGCAGAUAUUUCUGCAUCAAUAAUAAUAAUAUUAAGGCAUGUCUUCGAGUCUGAAGAUUAAUGAGGGAUGCCGUAUUUCCCAUGGCUACGCAGCCCCAGCUCGACCUACAUAUUUUGCCAGAUCUCAUCAGUAAAGGUGAUUUGUGGGCUGCCCACCUUACAAAUACCAACAUUGGACUUGUCCAUGCAUCUAUUGUAGAUAUUUCUGCGUCAAUAAUAAUAAUAAUAAGGUGUGUCUUUGAGUCCAAAGAUUAAUGGGGACUGCAGUAUUUCCCAUGGCUAAGCAGCCCCGGCUGUGACCUACAUAUUUUGCCACUGACAGCAUGAACUAGCACUUUCAUAAUUUUGCCUUGGAGAAAUUUUUUUGUCAAAGCUUGAGGAUGUAAUGCUGUCUGAAAUAUGCAGCUAAGUUAAAUGUAUUUUUAUUACUUUGGUCUUGAUCAAUGUUACAUCUAGUCUUUAGUCACAAGGAUAAGUUAGUGUUUGAAUUUUGGUAAACAGUUGAAUUGUAAGGAUGACCAGAGCGAGCUAAGCUGUAAUUGAAAUUAUUGUCACUUAUUUUAUUGAGGAGUUUUCUUCUGUUUAACUCUUUCUCUCCUAACUGACGAUACCAACGUUGAUUCCACUAGAAUGUGGUAAAUAAUUAAGGAGAGAAAGAGUUAAGUCCAUCAACUUUUUUUUUUCUGUUGCUGUGUAACCUCUUCUUGUAUCUUAAGGAGUUUCUUUGGGCUUUCUCCCUUUCUCUGAACCAUUUGUUUUUUAUCCCAACACAGUAUUUGAUCAACUCAAACUGGUAUACUGUCUCACAAACAUGUAUAUUUAUUUACUACAUCAAACAUGUGGCUAAUGAUUCAUACUUAAUUAUAACAUUUAAUUAGUCAUUUUAUGUUUAUGUCAUAUCGGCUCAGUCACAAGGGGCUCAUGUUCCAAGUUUGGCUAUUUACUUCACGUAGGGCAUACACUGACAUUGAGUAAUCAAAGUCCCUAAACUCUGAGAGUCCAAUAUAGAGAUAAUCAUUUACAUUAUUUAACUACAUUUUAACCAUCGCAUAAUAAUGUCAGUGUCUUGAUUCCGAAGAUUAAGGAUGAGUGUAGAGUUUAGUAAAUAGUUAGAGAAUACGGUAUCCCAGAAAAAUUCGUCCAGAUCCUACGACACCUUUACAGUCAGUCUAGUUGCUGCAUUAAAACAGAAGAGGGAACAACAGAGUUUUUUACAAUCGAGACAGGUGUGAGACAGGGGUGCAUCUUAUCUCCCUUCCUUUUCCUCCUAGCCAUUGACUACAUAAUGAGGAGAGCAAUGAACCAGACUGCCUUUGGUAUUCCAUGGCAUGAACAACUCCGAUUGACGGACUUGGACUUUGCUGAUGAUGUUGCACUACUCGGGGCUACAAAUAAAUGCAUUCAAGAAAUGACGGAGAGCCUAGACAGAGAGGCACCCAAAAUUGGCCUCCGCAUAAACUUGGAUAAGACUAAAAUUAUGCGAGUGGGAUAUAAGGCAAAGGGUGUCCCCAUCAGACUUGGCGAGUCAAAGCUUGAAGAGCUGGACAAGUUCACGUACCUUGGCAGCAUCAUAACAAAUGAUGGAGAUGCUUACCAUGAUGUAGCAUGUCGAAUAGGAAAGGCAGGGAGCAUUUUCCAAAGGCUGCAGCCUAUUUGGACUAGCCAAGCCAUUGGACUCGAGACAAAAAUACACCUUCUCAACACAAUCGUCAUUCCAACUGCUACAUAUGCAUGUGAGACGUGGAAGUCAUCUGUCAAAAUUGAGAAAACACUAAAUGUGGCUCAACAGAGAUGGCUGAGACGGAUUUUGGGAGUCAGUUACACAGACCGGAUCUCAAACAAGGAAAUCCUAUGCCGAACUGGGAGUCGAACACUUAGUGAGGUUGUGACUGAGCGUCGCAUGAGGUUUGCGGGACAUGUUCUACGUCAAAAUGAAUUACGCACACCAAGAGUUGCGAUAACAUGGAAGCCAAAACGAGGAAAGCGCAAACAGGGACGUCCUCGUAUUACCUGGCGACACACCUUCAUGGAGGACCUCAGAACAGUGGACACCAGAUGGGAGGAGGCUUCAGACAUUGCCAGUGACAGAUCAUUAUGGAGACAGCUUGCCGCCCAAUGCGCCGAACGGCGCGGGAGGACCUAAGUCUAAGCCUAAGUCUAAGUAGAGUUUCACAUGACUACGCAAACCUUGUAGCGACCUGCCCAUCAUAAUAUCUAGAUUUAAUAGAACAUGGAAUUAGUGCUUGGAAUUGCUACUUGGAAAGAUUGAUUCAAGAGCGUGCGUCAAAUCAGACAUUGAUUCUCCACAGUAACAAUAGAGUUUGUGACAUUUAUUUGAUGGUACUAUUUUUGUUAAUUAGAUUCAAACUUGUUCAUUGUUUCGGUGAAAGCUGUAUACUAUACUUGUUGCUAUUUAAGAUACAAUAUUUCUAUACAAUUUACAAGUUGCUGAAUGUUAUAAGGAAUUGUCAUUUUAUUUCAUUUUUGAAUCAUUUUAUUUUUUAUAAUGUCAAUUUAGAAGUUGCACCGUUUAUUUUUGCCCUAAUUUAUUUGUUAUCUGUAGAUAUUUACUUUUUGAGAUUUGUUUGCCCCUUGGUGUGGAAGUAAAAAUGAUUAGUUUUCGUCUACAAUAGCAAAUAUUUAUGCAGUUAGAUUCUGACUAGAUAAGAAACAUGUUUAUCUUAAUUGGGUCAUAAAAUAUGUGAGCUGGAGGCUCUAGCACAAACAGCCCGUAAUAUUUUACUGAGCUUGUAUCUACUGUGAAUGUUUUUUUUAACUAUGUUUGGAGAGUUGUGUGAUUUUAGACUGAACAGUGUGUUGAAAUUAUUCAUUUGAUGCUCAGAUAAGGGGCAGACUGUUCCUUAUCUACUUAGUGUGAUAUUAUUUUGUUUUUUUUAUAUUCCAAUAUUGAUGAACAACCUUCACUAUUUUCUUGACUUACAAACUUGAGACUCAUUUCCUGGACUGAAUCACUGACCUGUAUCUAGUUGUUUUACACAUUUUUAGUUGUUAUAAUGGUCUCUAAUUCAGUGCAUCAUGAGAUAAGGUAAUUCUCUUUGAUGUGUAACUUUUCUGUACUAACAUGAAUUAUUUCAACAUAGUUUGCAUCACUUCUUAAGAGUUGUGUACUUGAAGGUUCAGACUCACACACAUCACUAGAAAGAAUCUGUGUGGCCUGGAAUGAUCUUGAAUAUUCCCUAGUCUCAAUGCACUCUAUGGUAAAUGGCUUACCUGGGGAUGAAGAAUCAUGUCACUACAAGAAUUUGUUUACAUGGAAUGUUUCUCAUCUUGCUGGCUUUGUGGCUGUUCUUUAUAUAUAUAUAUUUUUUUUUUUUAAAUUUUUUUUUUACUCAUUGAUUUGUUUUGUACAAAUUUAUUUUGCUUUGAGGCCAAUUUUAAAAACCUUUAAUAAAGUGAAGUGUUGAAUAAUUCUAA